UAGCCGGGUACCUUAAGUCACUUGGACUGAGGAUUCAAAGAAGAAGAAUUCGCGAGUGUUUAGCAAGGGUGGAUCCAGCGAAUACUGCCUUGAGGUGGGGAAUGGUUAUUUCUCGUAGGCAAUACUCCGUGCCAUGGCCAAAUUCUCUGUGGCAUUUAGAUGGUCAUCAUUCUCUCAUUCGCUGGGGUUUUGUAAUCCACGGAUGCAUGGAUGGUUUCUCUAGAAGAGUUGUGUUUCUUAGAUGUAGUAAUAAUAAUCUUUCACAAACUGUUCUGGAACUCUUUCUGAAAGCAAUUGAAAAAGAUGGGUUGUGGCCAUCACGUAUUCGUGUGGAUUAUGGUGUGGAAAAUGUAUUAGUUUGUGAUGCUAUGGUGGAAGCAAGAGGUGAAGGUAGAGGGAGUUUCAUUGCCGGUCCCUCCACGAGAAAUCAGAGAAUUGAAAGACUCUGGAGGGACGUCUUCAGAAUAAACCUUGCGCUUCACGAAUAUAUGGAGGCCUUCAACCAUCACAAGGUAAGGACAGCAAACCAUUGGUCCCCAUAUGGCAUGCUAAAUGAAGACAACCCCUUGGUACAUGGGCAAUUAGAUGAGGAUCCUAAUGACCUGGAGUUCUAUGGUGUUGACCCAGAUGGGCCAUCUCCAUUUGAAGAUAGCAACAACAAUGUUGUUGUUCCUCCAGUGACAUUACCAGUUGAACAUCAGUCAGUUCAAGCCAAAGUUCUUGAGCAGAUCGAUCCAUUCAUGUCAUCGAUGCAAAUGGGCAUAGAUAUCUACACUAACAUUCACCAAGUAUAG
Messenger RNA from Pocillopora verrucosa, 794 nucleotides. NCBI's taxonomy places the organism in Eukaryota, Metazoa, Cnidaria, Anthozoa, Scleractinia, Pocilloporidae. The record is from RefSeq and is a predicted model, not a curated record.